Epinephelus lanceolatus (giant grouper) is the source of this 9625-nucleotide messenger RNA. NCBI's taxonomy places the organism in Eukaryota, Metazoa, Chordata, Actinopteri, Perciformes, Serranidae. The record is from RefSeq and is a predicted model, not a curated record.
AUGGUGGCCCUGUCACUAAAGAUCGGUGUGGGGAACGUGGUUAAGACAAUGCAGUUUGAGCCCUCCACCAUGGUGUACGAUGCCUGUCGUAUCAUCAGGGAGAGAGUUCCUGAGGCACAGCUCGGCCAGCCCAAUGACUAUGGGCUGUUUCUGUCUGAUGAAGACCCAAAGAAAGGCAUCUGGCUGGAGGCAGGAAAGGCCCUGGACUACUACAUGUUGAGGAAUGGGGACACUCUGGAGUAUAAGAAGAAGCAGAGGCCUCUCAAGAUCCGCAUGCUGGACGGCACAGUGAAAACUGUCAUGGUUGACGACUCAAAGAUUGUCAGUGACAUGCUCAUGACCAUCUGUGCAAGAAUAGGCAUUACAAACUACGACGAGUACUCACUAGUGCGAGACAUUGGUGAAGAGAAGAAGGAGGAGACCACAGGGACCCUGAAAAGAGACAAGACUCUUCUGAGAGAUGACAAGAAGAUGGAGAAGCUGAAGCAGAAGCUCCACACAGAUGAUGAAUUGAACUGGUUGGACCAUGGCAGGACGUUGAGGGAACAGGGUGUGGAGGAGACAGAGAUGUUGCUGCUGAGAAGGAAGUUCUUUUACUCAGACCAGAAUGUGGACUCCAGAGACCCUGUCCAGCUCAACCUGCUUUAUGUACAGGCCCGUGAUGAUAUUCUGAAUGGAUCUCAUCCAGUCUCCUUUGAUAAGGCCUGUGAGUUUGCUGGCUAUCAGUGUCAGAUUCAGUUUGGUGAUCACAACGAGUCCAAACACAAGUCUGGAUUCUUAGAUUUAAAGGAGUUUCUUCCCAAAGAAUACAUCAAGCACAAAGGAGAGAAAAAGAUCUUUCAGGCGCACAAAAACUGUCAGAACAUGACAGAGAUUGAGGCCAAAGUCAGCUAUGUGAAGCUGGCCAGGUCUCUAAAAACCUACGGAGUGUCAUUCUUUCUGGUCAAGGAGAAAAUGAAGGGCAAGAAUAAACUGGUACCUCGUCUGCUGGGUAUCACCAAGGAGAGUGUGAUGAGGGUGGACGAGAAGACCAAGGAGGUGAUCCAGGAGUGGAACCUGACCAACAUCAAACGCUGGGCUGCCUCACCGAAGAGCUUCACCCUGGACUUUGGAGACUACCAGGAUGGUUACUACUCUGUGCAGACCACUGAGGGAGAGCAGAUAGCUCAGCUUAUUGCUGGUUACAUCGACAUCAUCCUCAAAAAGAAAAAGAGCAAAGACCACUUUGGCCUGGAGGGAGAUGAAGAGUCAACCAUGCUGGAAGACUCUGUAUCACCCAAAAAGUCCACAGUGCUGCAGCAGCAGUUCAACAAGGUGGGCAAGGUGGAGACAGGCUCAGUGGCCCUGCCAGCCAUCAUGCGCUCAGGAGCUGGGGGUCCAGAGAGCUUCCAGAUGGGCUCCAUGCCUCAGGCCAAGCAGCACAUCACCAGUGGACAGAUGCACAGAGGACACAUGCCUCCACUGACCUCUGCACAGCAAGCCCUGACUGGAACCAUUAACUGCAGUAUGCAGGCUGUCCAGGCUGCCCAGGCAUCUCUGGAUGACUUUGACACCCUGCCCCCACUGGGAACAGAUGCUGCAUCCCAAGCAUGGCGCAAAAACAAGAUGGAUGAGUCCAAACAUGAGAUCCAUUCCCAGGUGGAUGCCAUCACAGCAGGCACCGCCUCCAUGGUCAACCUCACAGCAGGUGACCCAGCAGAGACGGACUACACAGCAGUGGGCUGUGCUGUCACAACAAUCUCCUCCAAUCUGACAGAAAUGUCAAAGGGUGUAAAACUUCUGGCAGCACUCAUGGAGGAUGAAGGAGGAAAUGGGCAGCAGCUGUUGGGUGCUGCCAAGAACCUAGCUGGUGCCGUCUCUGACAUGCUGAAGACUGCUCAGCCUGCAAAUACUGAGCCUCGUCAAAACCUGCUGCAGGCUGCAGGAAAUGUUGGCCAGGCCAGCGGAGAACUGCUGUCUCACAUAGGAGAGACAGACACUGAUCCACAGUUCCAGGACAUGCUGAUGCAGUUGGCUAAAGCAGUGGCUAAUGCUGCAGCAGCUCUGGUACUUAAAGCUAAGAACGUGGCUCAGAAGACAGAGGAUUCAGCCCAGCAGAACAGGGUCAUUGCUGCAGCCACUCAGUGUGCUCUUUCCACAUCUCAGCUGGUGGCCUGCACCAGGGUGGUGGCUCCAACCAUUAGCUCCCCUGUAUGCCAGGAGCAGCUGAUUGAGGCAGGCAAGUUGGUAGCCAAGUCAGUAGAAGGCUGUGUUGAGGCAUCGCAGGGGGCCUCCAACGACGAGGGCCUCUUGAAACAGGUGGGCGUGGCUGCCACAGGUGUCACUCAGGCCCUCAAUGAGCUGCUUCAACACAUUAAACAGUAUGCCAGCGGAGGCCAUCCUAUUGGACGUCAUGGAGAAGCCACUGAUCGGAUUCUGGAUGUCACUGAGAACAUCUUCAGCUCGAUGGGAGAUGCUGGUGAGAUGGUUCGUCAGGCCCGUAUCCUUGCCCAGGCCACGUCUGAUCUGGUUAACGCCAUCAAGAUGGAUGCAGAGGGAGAGUCAGACCUGGAGAACUCACGCAAGCUGCUGUCAGCCGCAAAGCUGCUGGCUGAUGCCACUGCUAAGAUGGUGGAGGCAGCUAAGGGUGCAGCAGCAAACCCUGACAGUGAGGAGCAGCAGCAGAAGUUGCGAGAAGCUGCUGAAGGUCUUCGCAUAGCCACCAAUGCUGCUGCCCAGAAUGCUAUCAAGAAACGGCUGGUCAACAAGCUAGAGAAUGCAGCCAAACAGGCGGCAGCAGCUGCCACUCAGACUAUAGCUGCUGCCCAGCACGCUUCCUCGUCUAACAAGAACCAGGCAGCCCAGCAGCAGCUCGUCCAGAGCUGCAAGGUGGUGGCAGAGCAGAUCCCUCAGCUGGUUCAGGGAGUCAGAGGCAGCCAGUCUCAGCCUGAUAGCCCCAGCGCUCAGCUGGCCCUCAUCAGUGCCAGCCAGAACUUCCUGCAGCCUGGUGCUAAGAUGGUCACAGCCUCCAAGGCUACAGUUCCCACCAUCAGUGACCAGGCCUCGGCUAUGCAGCUCAGCCAAUGUGCUAAGAACCUGGCCAGUGCCCUGGCUGAGCUCCGCACAGCCUCACAGAAGGCUCAGGAAGCGUGCGGUCCAUUGGAAAUAGACAACGCUCUGUCAAUGGUGAGAGGUCUGGAGAAGGACCUCCAGGAGGCCAAGGCUUCAGCUGAGGAGGGCAAACUCAAACCACUGCCAGGAGAGACGCUUGAGAAAUGCUCCCAGGAUCUGGGUACCAGCACCAAAGCUGUGAGCUCAGCCAUCGCCCAGCUACUGAGUGAGGCCACCCAGGGCAAUGAGAACUACACAGGCAUGGCAGCCAGAGACGUGGCCCAGGCUCUCAAAUCCUUGGCUUCAGCCGCCAGAGGAGUCGCUGCCACCACUGACGACUCACCAGCGCGUAACGCCAUGCUCGACUGUGCCAGUGACGUCAUGGACAAGUCAGCCAACCUGAUCGAAGAGACCAAAAGGGCCAUUGCCAAGCCAGGAGAUGCAGAGAGUCAGCAGCGGCUGGCCCAGGUGGCUAAGGCAGUUUCUCAGGCCCUGAACAGAUGUGUCAACUGCCUUCCUGGCCAGAGGGAUGUGGACAAUGCCAUCCGCACUGUGGGUGAAGCCAGCAAGACUCUCCUGGCUGAUUCUUUCCCAUCCAGUGGAAGGAGCUUCCAGGAGGUUCAGGCUCAGCUCAACGAGACAGCAGCCGGUCUGAACCAGUCAGCCAAUGAGGUGGUCCAGGCGUCCAGAGGGACCACCCAAGACCUGGCCAGGGCCACCAGCAAGUUUGGACAGGACUUCAGCAACUUCCUGGAGGCCGGUGUUGACAUGGCUGGAACAUCCCAGUCUAAAGAGGACCAGACACAGGUGGUGUCCAACCUGAAGACAAUCUCCAUGUCAUCCAGCAAGCUGCUGCUGGCAGCCAAAGCUCUGUCCACUGACCCGAGCUCCCCUAAUCUCAAGAACCAGCUAGCAGCAGCCGCUCGGGCAGUCACAGACAGUAUCAACCAGCUCAUCACCAUGUGCACUCAGCAGGCUCCCGGUCAGAAAGAGUGUGACAAUGCUCUCAGAGAGCUGGAGUCGGUGAGGGGGAUGCUGGAGAACCCAACAGAAGCCAUCAACGAACUGUCAUACUUUGACUGCAUUGACAGUGUCAUGGAGAAUUCUAAGGUCCUUGGGGAGUCCAUGGCUGGCAUUUCCCAUAAUGCCAAGAACUCCAACUUGCCAGAGUUUGGUGAUUCAGUCAGUGCUGGCUCCAAAGCUCUGUGUGGUUUGACCGAAGCAGCUGCACAGGCUGCCUACCUGGUGGGAGUAUCAGACCCCAACAGUUCAGCAGGUCAGAAAGGCCUGGUGGACCCUGCUCAGUUUGCCCGGGCUAAUCAGUCUAUUCAGAUGGCCUGCCAGAACCUGGUGGACCCAGCCUGCACCCAAUCUCAGGUGCUCUCUGCAGCCACUAUUGUAGCCAAACACACCUCUGCACUGUGUAACGCCUGCCGCCUGGCCUCCUCCAAAACUCCCAACCCUGUUGCCAAGAGGCAGUUUGUUCAGUCAGCCAAAGAAGUGGCCAAUACUACUGCCAACCUGGUCAAGUCCAUAAAGGCUUUGGAUGGAGCAUUUAACCAGGAGAACAGAGAGAAGUGUAAAGCUGCCACUGGUCCCCUGAUAGAAGCUGUGGACAACCUGACUGCCUUUGCCUCCAACCCAGAGUUCGCCAGCAUUCCUGCUCAGAUCAGCCCUGAGGGUCAUGCAGCCAUGGAGCCCAUUGUGGCAGCAGCAAAGACGAUGCUGGAGAGCUCGACCGGCCUGAUCCAGACUGCUCGCUCUCUGGCUGUCAACCCCAAAGAUCCCCCCAAGUGGUCAGUGCUGGCAGGUCACUCCAGGACUGUGUCUGACUCCAUCAAGAAACUCAUCACCAACAUGAGAGAAAAGGCUCCUGGUCAGAGAGAGUGUGAUGACGCUAUUGAGGUGCUGAACGGCUGCAUCCGUGAGGUCGAUCAGGCCUCUCUGGCUGCCAUAAGUCAGCAGCUAACACCCCGAGAGGACAUUUCCAUGGAGACUCUCCAUGAGCAGAUGGCUGCCUCAGUCCAUGAGAUCAGUAACCUCAUUGAUCCUGUAGCUGUGGCUGCUCGCUCUGAGGCCUCCCAGCUGGGACACAAGGUCUCUCAGAUGGCCAGCUAUUUUGAGCCCCUGAUCAUGGCAGCCAUUGGCACAGCAUCUAAGAUCCUCAGCAGCCAACAGCAGAUGGCUGUCUUAGACCAGACCAAAACCCUGACCGAGUCAGCCCUACAGAUGCUCUACACUGCCAAGGAGGCUGGAGGAAACCCUAAGGCAGCACACAUGCAGGAGGCCCUGGAGGAGUCAGUGCAGAUGAUGAAAGAAGCAGUGGAUGACCUGGGUGCCACUCUGGCUGAGGCAGCCAGUGCAGCUGGUGCUGUGGGUGGCAUGGUGGACUCCAUCAAUGAUGCUAUCAAUAAGAUGGAAGACUCACCUGCACUUGAACCUGAAGGCACCUUUGUGGACUACCAGACCACCAUGGUUAAGACAGCCAAGGCCAUCGCUGUCACUGUGCAGGAGAUGGUGACCAAGUCAAACACCAACCCUGAUGACCUUGGAGGACUGGCCAACCAGCUGACCAAUGAGUUUGGAAAUCUUGCAAAUGAAGCCAAAUAUGCAGCCAUGACUGCAGAGAAUGAUGAAAUUGGUUCUCACAUUAAGAAGCAGGUGGGAGAGCUGGGUUUUAGCUGCACAGGUCUGGUGACCAAAGCUGGAGCUCUGCAGUGCAGCCCCAACGACUCGUUCACCAAGAAAGAGCUGAUUGAAAGCGCUCGCAAAGUCUCUGAGAAGGUCUCCCAUGUGUUGGCGUCCCUGCAGGCAGGUAACCGUGGCACCCAGGCCUGCAUCACAGCAGCCAGUGCUGUGUCUGGAAUCAUUGCGGACCUAGACACCACCAUUAUGUUUGCCACUGCUGGUACUCUGAACAGAGAGAACGCAGAGACCUUUGCUGACCACAGAGAAUGCAUCCUGAAGACAGCCAAGGCUCUGGUGGAGGACACCAAGCUGCUGGUGUCCGGUGCUGGAGCCAGUCAGGAGAAACUGGCCCAGGCUGCCCAGUCUUCAGUGUCCACCAUCACCAAACUGGCUGAUGUGGUCAAACUGGGAGCUGCCAGCCUGGGUUCUGAAGACCCAGAGACACAGGUGGUCCUGAUCAAUGCAGUGAAGGAUGUGGCCAAAGCUCUGGGCAACCUCAUCAGCACCACCAAGGCAGCUGCAGGCAAACCACAUGACGACCCCAGCAUGCUGCAGCUCAAGAAUUCUGCUAAGGUGAUGGUGACCAAUGUGACAUCCCUCCUGAAGACGGUGAAGGCAGUGGAGGAUGAAGCCACAAAGGGGACCAGAGCUUUGGAGGCCACAAUUGAACACAUCAAACAGGAGCUGGCUGUAUUCAGCAGUUCUGACCCACCGCCAAAGACCACCACACCAGAGGAGUUCAUUCGCAUGACUAAAGGAAUCACCAUGGCAACAGCAAAGGCAGUGGCUGCUGGGAAUUCUUGCCGUCAGGAAGACAUCAUUGCCACCGCCAACCUUAGCAGAAGGGCCAUCGCUGACAUGCUGCACUCCUGCAAGCAAGCUGCAUACCACCCAGAGGUCAGCAAUGAGGUUCAGAUGAGAGCUCUGCGCUAUGGAAACGAAUGUGCCACUGGAUAUCUGGGACUGCUGGAGCAUGUGCUGGUGAUCAUCCAGAAGCCCUCUCAUGAUCUGAAGCAGCAGUUGGCCAACUACUCCAAGCGGGUGGCAGGCUCUGUCACUGAGCUCAUCCAGGCUGCUGAGGCCAUGAAAGGCACAGAGUGGGUGGACCCAGAGGAUCCCACCGUCAUCGCAGAGAAUGAGCUGUUAGGAGCAGCGGCAGCUAUUGAAGCAGCUGCCAAGAAACUGGAGCAGCUAAGGCCCAGGACCAAACCCAAGGAGGCAGAUGAGAGUUUGAACUUUGAGGAGCAGAUUCUGGAGGCUGCCAAGUCCAUCGCAGCUGCCACCAGUGCUCUGGUCAAAGCUGCCUCAGCAGCACAGAGGGAGCUGGUGGCUCAAGGGAAGGUGGGAGCAAUCCCAGCCAAUGCAGUGGAUGAUGGACAGUGGUCUCAGGGGCUGAUUUCAGCUGCCCGAAUGGUCGCAGCAGCAACCAACAACCUGUGUGAGGCAGCCAACUCUGCGGUGCAGGGACAUGCCAGCGAGGAGAAGCUCAUUUCUUCAGCCAAGCAGGUGGCAGCCUCCACUGCUCAGCUGCUGGUGGCCUGCAAGGUCAAGGCUGACCAGGACUCCCAGACCAUGAAGAGGCUCCAAGCUGCCGGAAAUGCUGUGAAGAGGGCCUCUGAUAACCUGGUGAAAGCAGCACAGAAAGCAGCAUUUGAUGCUCAGGAUGACCAGGCUGUGGUGGUCAAGAGUAAGAUGGUGGGAGGUAUUGCUCAGAUCAUCGCCGCUCAGGAGGAGAUGCUGCGGAAAGAAAGGGAGCUGGACGAGGCCAGGAAGAAGCUGGCCAUGAUCAGACAGCAGCAGUACAAGUUCCUCCCUUCAGAGCUGCGGGAGGACGGCCAGGAACAGUGAGAGUGUGUGUGUGUACAUCAGUAAUGCAACAGUGAUCCGUGGAAUGCUCAGGACCUUCCCCCAGCUACAUGUAGAGAGACAUGGCUUCAUGCUUCAGUAGAAACGUAACAUUAGGCAGAUUGACUCCAAUUCCACAGUGAUGUAUCAGGAUGGUUAUUAUCAAUCUGUUUCUAUAUUUAAUUUUGAAAGUCAGAAGUGUUAUGAUGAUUAUGAGUUUGAUAAUACAGAAAUAUAUGUAUGCCUUAAAUCCUUAUUAAGGUAUAUUUGCUUUUGACUAUAUAUGAUCAUAUACUUUUGAAAUAUAUCUGGCGCUUUUCUUGUCCUUUGUAUCUGGAUAGCGUGUCUUUGUGUACAUGCUGUGUGGCUUCGUAAAGUAACAAAAUCCUGCCAAUAAAUUCUGCUCGCCUUCACUGUUAGAACUUUAAUGUUAGAUCAUAGAGAUAUGAAGGCAAGCACAAUUUAGGCUUUUAUGCAAAUUAUGCAUAAUCUAUGCAAAUUUUCUAUGGAGAUGUGUUGUGUUUUUUUGUGUUAGUGUGCAUGUUUAGAGGCAAAGAGACGCAAUGUCUAAGUGAUUGUGAAGCAGAGGUGUGUGGUGACCACAUGGACAGUGAUGAUCUUCAGUACAUUACUUUUAAUACUGAAAAAAGGACAAAUGGAGUUUUAAUGUUUGAAUUUGGUAAAAUUAACUUUGCAAUGGAACAAAUCAGAGUAAAUAAACGUUAUUUUUCUAAAGAUUGAGCUAUAAAAUGUAUUAAAAUGGAAUUUUUCAAUAAGUGGCUGUCUUAGUAAAAGUUUUUCGUGUAAGUAUUUUGACUUAAGCAGCUCCAGCAUUUAGGCCUAGAUAAGAUUAGAAGAUUUGUUUGUGUGAAGAUUAUAAAGCCAUAUAUUUAACUUUAAGACAUGUGACAUCAUAUUGACUGUAUUUGGGUGUUCAUUGUUUUGUGACUCACUCCAGUGACAUGUUAUCUGUGCCAAUAUUAGUGUCUGACACAGUGACAAAGUUGUAGUUCAGAUUUUUUAAAUUGGGGUUGUAUGAAGUCCUCAUCUAUUGUCAAUGUGCUACCAACAGUAGAUGUCAGUUGGCACAGUUGGAAGUAGGCAGGAGUCCAACACAGACACAGCGUGUGUGUGUGUGUGUGUGUGUGUGUGUGUGUGUGUGAGAGAGUGUGACUUUGGUGUUUCAAGGGGUUAGUCAGGAUUCACCAAAGUCACACAAUAACAAACUAACUAACUGAUCGAAGCAGCAGUAGACCAGCAGCUCCUGUGUCCAGCAAGCCAAAAUUACUGUUUAUGUCAAUGGCAUCUGGUGGCUUUAAAGAGAGCAUAGAUGGGGAACUAAAGCCGUUGAAGACUUCCCUGUUGGAACAGACUGCUUUCUGUAUUCUGCUGCCGACCCCUAUCCACAGCAGUACAUUGCUUAGCUUCCAUUUCAGCACUCCUGCCACUUCUCUGACCAUGGACCACCUCAUACAACCCUACUUCAAAAAAGCUGAACUAUUCCUUUAUUUUCUAGAGAAUUCCUGUCUUAGUACAAUCCUGUGAUUCCAGUCUGAGGUAUAUAUGUUCUGUUCACCUAAUGCUUUCGUGUUAGAUAUUACUUGCGUAGAGUUCAGAUUAUUUCUCAUUACCAAGGGCCUAAUGUGAGCUCACUCUUUGUUCCCAGUAUAUCAGUGCUUAUAAAGUGCCUUCGUAUAAUUGUCUCAAGUAUUAUAAUCUGCUAAAAUCAUUUACCCUUUCGAUGCACUUAAUUCAUAACCCAUUUCAAUAAUUUAUCAGAACAUCAUGAAAUCCACCCUUACACCACACGUGUCUUUACUUUCUUUAACUAUGAUUUUUAGAGCAAACAUGGCACAGCUACAGCAGCGUGCCUGAUAUAAAAAUGACUGUUAUCAUACAAAGCCUUUGUCUUUUGCUCACAUUUUGACUUAAAUUCCAGCAGCACCACCUCAUGGGUACUGUAACAGAGAUUUAUAUUCAAUAAAGCCAAUUUUCUGUGAAA